UUGGAAUGCUUUGACGGUGACGCAGUCAGCUUGUAUAAUGAUUCCCUCAUUGUUUGUCUUUCAGUGCAUGUUUUAAAAUUUUUUUGCACGGACACAGUUCAUCCCAGCCAGGACUCCGGCAUGUCUCUUUCUCGCAGAAUCUGUUCCAUCCAAGUCAGUGACGUCAGCCUGAAACCGCCCAAUGUUGUCCCCUAGGAAACUCAAUAUAGAUGAGUUUUUUAAUCGCUGAUGAGAACCCAUUUCUGACCUACAGGUGGCAUCAGAAGACACCCACACAGAAUGCUGCAGCACAGACAUGGUGAGGAGUUCUAUCUUGGCCCCCGGGCUCUGAAAGAGGCUCUUGUCUCGACAAAGCCCUGCCUGAAGGAGCUGUAUGACAGCACCUUCUGCAGUGCAGAGAAAUGCUUCUUAUCAGAGGCGUACAAUCCCAAUAGGACGCUCUUCCAGACUCUGCUGAUAAGGACGGCUUUUGACUGGCUUGUAAGUCGCCCGGAAGCUCCAGAGGACUUUGAGACGUUCUACAGCUCCACUUGCAGGAGGCCGUGCAGCUCUUACAGGAAAACUGCUUAUCUGCAGCCCAUAGAUUUGAUUGAUGCAGGGGACGGGGCACCGCUGCUGUUGUUUCUAGAUACUCUGAAAUCCUAUGCAGAGGCUUUCUUCUCUGGGCUUGAAGUGAAGCUGCUUCCAUCAAUACCCUCAUCUUCCAUUAACUGCCACUUCAGGCACAACCCCAAUUCACAGACCCUCCAGCUUCACACAGGUGGAAUCCUGAAACACUUGAAGAAGGUCAAACCAGCGGACGCAUUCUGUGUCCUGGGCCUCACCUUUCUUGACCUGUACCCCUGCGACACGUGGAACUAUACAUUUGGAAAGAGUACAGCGGAGCAGGCUGUGGGAGUUUGCAGCUUUGCCAGAUUUGUUGGAACACAUUCAGAGAAAUACUGUCAAAGGCAUGAACAGAGCAAUGAAGCCCAAGAUAAUUGCAACAAGAGUCAGCUGGGGGCUUUCACUGUGACCAAUGUGCUGCAGUGCUGCAAGGUCCUGAGUCAUGAGGUCGGGCACCUGGUUGGCAUGGGGAACUGCAGGUGGCUGCGGUGUGCAAUGCAGGGAGGCACAAGCCAAGACCAAGUUUUUCUGAGGCCCAUGGACCUCUGCCCAGUCUGUCUGAGGAAGCUUCAAUAUGCCCUUGGAUUCACUCUAGUUGAGCGCUAUAAGAAACUACAAACCUGGGCAAGAGCCAUCUCUUCCACUUGGGGGGUCAAGGAUUCUGUCGGCAGAGCAGCUUCCGAGGACCACUUCCUGUUCAGCACAUACUCUGAUGUGUCCUGCGAGAACCAUUCCGAGCCUCUGUCAUGCACUCCAGAACCAACCAGAGCAGACACAGGCAGCCAGGUACUCUCCAUCGGCCAGGAGCUGCAGCUCGAUGGACCACCCAGCACUGCUGGCACCUCCUCGUCCAGAACCAGCAGGCCUCAGGAGACUGAGGGGGAGUUGGCUGAGACCCACCUGUUCACAGACCUCCUUAAAGAGUAUGUGGCUUGGCUAGGGGCCUGUGUCGCAGCCUUGGAGAGAAAGCCUUCGGAGGACGAGGUCUCCCAGAUGGACGGUUUUGUGGACGUUCUGCCCGCUUACAGUGGCUUUACAGAGUGGGCCCCUGCCGUCAAGAGCGUUUACGAGGCUCCUAAAGAUGAAAGGCGGCUGAAAAAGUUCAUCAGGGAGAAGCUUUCCACUCUACGUCGGAAGCUGAGCACCAGGAACCUGUUAAAAACAAACUCCUACCCUCUGGAUGAAAGUGCUGAAGACUGACUAACUAACUGGCUGCCAGGGGCCCCUCAUUUUGCUGUUUGCUCAGUCUCGCUUCUGUACUCCUUAAAGUAUUUAAUCCAGCCAUUGCUGGGCUUGAAAUGUAGAUACAGACUGAACUCAUGCAUGAAUCCAAAAGUCAGCACUGUUUUGCUACGUGGCUUCCAGUUUGGCUCAGAGGACUAAUAACCCGAAAUCCUGCCACUACUUUCCUGAGCUCGGACCCCCAGGACAAGUCCUUUCACCCCCCCACCCCCUGUAUAAUUGCGCACAGUGAGAGGUCAGGUUUGGCAGUAAGCACUAUAGUCAGAAUCUAAAGUAUGGGAGAAAUAAAAUCUGUUACAUUUGAAUGCCUUUA
Messenger RNA from Polyodon spathula (Mississippi paddlefish), 2161 nucleotides. RefSeq names its product archaemetzincin-1-like. Gene Ontology annotation, biological process: proteolysis. Gene Ontology annotation, molecular function: metallopeptidase activity. Lineage: Eukaryota; Metazoa; Chordata; Actinopteri; Acipenseriformes; Polyodontidae. Bases 280 to 1806 code for a protein of 508 amino acids. The transcript is spliced from 7 exons. The record is from RefSeq and is a predicted model, not a curated record.